Molecule: messenger RNA, 1331 nt
Organism: Cryptomeria japonica (Japanese cedar)
Lineage: Eukaryota; Viridiplantae; Streptophyta; Pinopsida; Cupressales; Cupressaceae
Product: GDSL esterase/lipase At5g03610
Exons: 5
Coding region: 91-1200 (369 amino acids)
Molecular function (GO): hydrolase activity, acting on ester bonds
Source: RefSeq, a predicted model, not a curated record
AAUAUUUCCACAGCUUAUAUAUAAAUCGUUUCUCACAGGAAAGUUCAAACAAUUUGUGAGUUGUAAUUACAAAUUUAGUUGACCAGAGAUAUGGAUGCCAUGUUUACUUGCCUUUUCUUUCUCAUAACCAUUCUCUCUUUAUUUGCAGGGAGAGGCAAUGCGGAGAAAGCGCGGGCUUUGUUUGUGUUUGGGGACUCAUACGCCGACACAGGAAAUCAGGAUCCAUACAAUCAAAGCGUAAACCAGGCAUGGAGACGACCGUACGGUUUGACCUGGCCUGGCUAUCCCGCAGGCAGAUUUUCUUCUGGAAAAAUCCAGACAGAUUUAUGGGGGGAUAUUUUAGGGCUUCCUGUUCCCAUUCCUUAUGAGCUGCUGAAAAGUCAUAAGUGUAAAGUAAUUGCGAAGAAGAUUAGACAAGGAGUGAAUUUUGCAGUUGGAGGCAGUGGAAUAUUUCGAGACUACGGUUUCACAACAGUACCGCAGCAGGUGAAGCAGUUUAAGAAGCUGAUUGGAGGAAGUCAGGGGUUCGAUUCUCACAAGCUCUCGCGCUCUGUAGUACUUAUCUCUGUGGCUGGUAACGACUACGGUGCAUUCCUUUCUAGAAGUAAUGGCUCCAUUAAGGGACUGAUCGAUCUGGUGAAUCCUGUGGUAAGCGGAAUAAUCGAGGCUGUAAAAGAUCUGUAUGAAAGCGGGCUUGGGAAUUUUGCGGUGAGUAAUAUGUUUGAUUUGGGGUGCACGCCUCAGAUCGGCAAAACAUCCUGUAUUUCAACCUACGAUAACAUUACAGCUCUUCAUAUAAGAUUAUUGAGGGAGGGCGUAGAAAGCUUGAGAUCGAAUUUCAAGGAAAUAUCCAUCAUUAUUUCAGAUUUGGUGUCUGCAACUAAUUAUAUUUUCUCCAAUCCUGGAAAAUAUGGUUUUGUGGAUUUGUUCGUUCCUUGCUGUGCUGCAAAAGGUAGAAUUGAUAUCUGUGGAGAGGUGGACCAAGUAGGAAGGCCUUUAUAUGAAGUGUGUUCUGAGGUGGAUAAAAAGUUUUACUGGGAUUAUAUUCAUCCAACUCAGCAAGGAUGGACAGCGAUUAUGUGGCUGUACAGUAAUGGAGUGAAAGGGGAUAAUAAAACAAUGAGUUUUAUAGAGGGGGCGCCAAAUAUUAUUGCGUGGCUACACUCAAUUGGAUUCGUUGCUUACAAUGUUUCCUCCUAAGCAUAAACCACCCAACGUUACCACCUAAAUAAGCUUUUGUUGGCAUUAUUUGAUUCGAUGAAUGGUUUUCUAAAUAAGCUAGAAUUUUCCGAGAGCUGAAAUUUAUAUAAAUCAGAUUGUUUUGAACUGUA